CCGUGGGAAGGAACACCACGCAAAAACGGGCAACAAACGCCUUGAAAAACUCAUGCACUAACAGUAACAACCAGAAACUUCAGAUGGAGCGAGGCAAGGGACGCGGCGCUGCCAGACGAAAGAAAAGUCCAGAACCACAGUCUCCAAUUAGCAAACGUGUACGAACAGAGAACAAUGUGAGCCCCAAGGAAUCUCCGGUGCCAAAGCUUUCAGGUCGUCCCCUUAGACCUCGUAAAAAACCUAUACCUGAUAUUGUCCUUCGUAGCCGCACUAAUAACAAGGUGAAAAUCCAUGAGGAUUACACGUGCAUGCUUUACAAGACAGAAAAGGAAGGAACCAAGUACUGUCUCCUUCAGGUGGCUUGUUUCAAAGAAAAAUAUGUCUUCUUCAUGCGCUCGGGACUCAAGGUGAGGCUGUGGACACUCAAAUACUUGUUAUCGAAGUAUGUACAGAUUGUGUAUACUGGGAAAGAAGAGCAAUGA
Molecule: messenger RNA, 482 nt
Organism: Penaeus chinensis
Lineage: Eukaryota; Metazoa; Arthropoda; Malacostraca; Decapoda; Penaeidae
Exons: 4
Coding region: 84-482 (132 amino acids)
Source: RefSeq, a predicted model, not a curated record